Molecule: messenger RNA, 6663 nt
Organism: Kwoniella shivajii
Lineage: Eukaryota; Fungi; Basidiomycota; Tremellomycetes; Tremellales; Cryptococcaceae
Exons: 6
Coding region: 1-6663 (2220 amino acids)
Source: RefSeq, a predicted model, not a curated record
AUGUUAUUCCUUAUCAUCUAUUCGACUUAUUGCAUAUCACUCUUCGCAUUGCCUCACUUGUUUGCCUUACUCUUCAAUACCGAAUUGGAUGAAAUCGAAUACGGAGACAUAUGUUUCGUCGUUCUUGAUUCUCAUAUGGACAUUGCAGAUAUCUUCGAGGAAAUCACUUCAGACUUCGACAAUUACGUACUGGACGAAGUCGAAGGAUAUCAACUAGGACCGCAUUCUACCUCGGAUCACACCCAAGCCCCAUCAAGUAAUCCCUGUGCUAAUCCAUAUCACUUGAACCCCCUGAGUGAAGAUGAUCAAAGCAUCUCUCGACUACCACAAACCUCUGUCAUCAACGAUAAGCCACAGACACUCUUCAGUGCUUCCGAGAUACCUGAUAUUUACCAUGACGCUUAUCUCACUGGUCAAUUAGCUUUAAUCAACGAGAACCCAUUAUACUCCUUUAUCAACCGAAUACCACCUGACAUCCUUAAAAGCUUCUUUGCCAGUCGAGCGACAUCAACGAUUCAUUUAUCAUCCCCAUAUGAGUUAUUUCAAGAUCUACUGAAUUAUUUACCACAUCUCUGGCGGUUUUACUGCUUCUUUCCACCUAUACCACCUAAAUAUCCACCUCGAACACCUAAGCAAAUCUCAAAUGAACACAAAGCCAUCUUGGAAAUACUAAGACGAAAGACGUUUUCCCCUCUUAGGAUAAUUAGAGAAUCAAAUAAUUAUGAUACAAAGAUAAGAAAAUUCUUUCCUUACAAGAGGAAAGCAUCGAAUGAGUUGACAAGAUUGAGAAGUGGUCUGCUGGGCUGGCCGAAUUGCGUGUUCAGAGAGUAUGGUUGGAAUUCUGUACCUGCCAGCUCGUCUUUCUUCAUGCCUGAACUCCGGUCAACCUCAAAGACGAUCUCAUUCAUACCAACAACUAACUCUUUACAAAUACCGUCGAGAUCAAUCUAUUUGCCAGCUGAGAACUCUGUCGAUAAGCCCACUUCAAAAACCCGCAAUGAUCUGUCGAAUCAAGAAAAGAUGUCGAUGAAGAGGAAAAGAGGGAUCACUCCUGGAAGUAAUCCAAAGAUCAGAAGAUAUCACAUAACUUCCUCGUCCAGGUCAAACACCACCAAACAGCAAGAUGUCUUUAUUAGCGAUGAUGGAGAAAAGAGACAAGCAAAGAGAAGAAAAUUAUCAGAACGACAAUGUUCAUCAUCUCCAUCUUCUCGAGCAGAUAUCUUUGGAGCUAUAAUUGCGUCUUUCGCAGAAGAGCGAAACGGUCGAGCUCUUCCUGUUCAGUCUUACUCAAACCACAAGAGCAAGAAACGGUCUCGAGCCGUCUCAUCAAGCUCUCCUGCUAACCCAGUGGAACAACCUGGAAAUGGAGGACAUGAAGAUGAGGGAGGGAUCAGGAAACGAAGGAAGGGCAGCAAUGACACCGCUGAUUGUGUACCAGAAAUGCCGUCUUCCAGUGAUACCCACAAAACUCCACAGAGCUUCAAAGCUGGUCUACCUGAAUUGAGCCGCUCACCAAGCGCAGAACAGGAAGAAAUGUUGGUCACUCCUCCUCAACCUGCUUCAUCUGAGAUGAGUGAACGAUUGGAGAUCGCAACCCCCACAAGAGCUGGCGUGCCUGCGAUCCCUCCAUCACCAACGGUAUCGAAAAAGAGGAAGAGACCACUUCCGCUUGCUCUUGACGAGCCCUCCAAUUCAAACAGAGCCAAUCCCACACCGUUUUUCAGUCUUCCAACACUAACAAGGACAGAUUCUAACCGAUCUAUCCGAGGUACAUCGAUAGACAUCUUCACUCGCUCACCAACCACUGCUUUAUUCCGUGACAAUUCACCGAGACCCAGGGGAGAAUCAGCCGGUUGGAGGCUGAGGACAGAAACGAGAGAAGCCAGAGCGAUCAGAAAAUCUAAUCGAGAUCGACGAUUGAUUUCCAAGCUGUACAUCGCACCACCCUUUGUUCCCAAUCAAUUCACAACCAUAUUGCACGCGAGACGGCUUGAUUUGAUUGGCCUUCUCACUCGGAAACUCUCUCUGUUUCCAGUUUCAGCUGAUCGAAUCUCUCUGAUACCUCCUCCGACACCCAUUCCUUCUCCACCACUACCUCCAGCACCUAUAUCACCUCUAGUCCCCGAUCCCCUGGUGUCAAAACGGGCUCUCAACUUGGAAACGCUAAAGUCUUUUCCAAGGAAAUUACAUAGAAACGAGCCCGUAGACUUGUUGAACACAUAUACUUACUUGCAAAGUCUAUCAGAUCUGCAAAGAAGUAAUUGUAUAUCGUUUUCCGAACUUGACUGCAGGGCAACCUGGAGGUCGAAAGCUAAGUCUAGAGCAGAGAACUCGAGAAGAGAGGAACAAGCUGUUGAGCGAUAUGAAGAUGAUGCUGAGUGGGAAUUGGCAUUACAAAGUAUGGCAGGUGAUUCAGGGACGAGCAGUCCUACCAGGAGACGAAAGAGAUCUAGAAAGCAAGCAGUCAAGACUCAGGAGCCAACUGGGAGGACGAGUGAAGCAGGUCCAUCUACUUUGACCCCCGGCCUCAAAGACCUGGCUCACGUCGAUUUCGAUUCAACUGAACGACUUGACUCGCCAAUACACAUUUUAGAGAAACCCCCUCCUUCUUUGACUUCUCAAGAAGGAAUCGUCGAUAAGUUAGAACCUGGUGAAACGAGUCUUCAACACUCAGAGAAGAAUACUAGAAUCCCUAUUGAUACAUCACCUGAUGAAGUUUCAACUGUGGAUAAAACACCUUUGCUUGCCGACACGCCACUUUCGUCACCUACAGAUGCUUGGUUCUUAUCGACUCGAAGUCCUGCGAAUCAACCCAUUGCGGAGACUCAAUUAUCUUGCGAAGAUCAAGCUGAAACAUCGAUUCGAAGUGUGCGCCCUAGUCCACCAGCUACGGAAUCUCUGCUCCCUCCUGAAGAUCAGCCUCCGAUGUCUAACGGCUCCGCAUCUGCAUCAUGUCCAUCAACGGACGAGAUACCUGAUCGCCCUUCGCCCCCUCCCGAUACCACACUGGCAGAAUCAGACAAGACGAUCCCGAACGCAAUCAUCAACUCGGAUCAGGCUUCCAGCGUACCAGAAGACGUCGUGUCGUCGGAAGGGAUUCAGACAGCAAGGGACUCACCAGCAAAGGACUCACCAGCAAGGGACACACCAGCAAGGGACACACCAGCAAGGGACACAUCCGUCAAUGCCGAUCCUCGACCCUGCUUGCCAGAGCUCGUCCCAUUAUCUGCUAGUCCGUUUACCAUCUCCCAGCCAACGCGUCCAUUUUCAGCACCGAACGAGGAAGCUGUUUUGAGUGAUUUGACAUCAAACAUAUCACACGCCACACCUGUUCAAGUGGAUCCUCGAAACCAAUUCACAUUCUCUUUCCCCAAAUCCUCUGUCGUUCCUGUAUCUGUUCCAAGCAAAGUCAUCGCGAGUACAUUGACUGCGAUACCAAGUGCCUUUGGUGAUACUGGAUCUUUCCCUGCUCUCACUUCGACUACGGUCACAGAGACUGAUGUUUCUGUAAGUGCUGUUGAUCGUUCAGUCAGGUCAGCCUCAUCGACGCUUCCGGGAUCUUCCAAGGCUUUUCAUAGGGCUGUGAGCAGAGCUACUUCAGCUUCAAAGCUUGCUCGAGGUCGGCUUAGAGGAGCAGCGGCACGUCGGGGCCUUCCAAAUCACUCUGUACUGAAAUCCACAAGCACAGUACUUGAUGUUCCUCCGAGCACUGGGCAUGGAGGUGAAUUGGGGAGACAAAUGGAGAUGGACUUACAGGAACAGGAUGUCAGAGAAGAACCAUUUGAAGUGACGAUGUCAGAAGAUGAUCUCCUAGUCCGUCAGAAUUCCCCAGUGAUCCCUCCACCACACCUUACAGCUCAGCUUCAAGUGUCGGGUCCGGCAAUAGGUGUUCACCCUAUAUCCCAUGUUGGCCCUCAGCGUCAAGGAUACCAUUAUCUGCCAGGCUUCAGCCUUCAAAGUCCUGUUCGAUCGGAACCUCGAGCUGAUGUCGACAUGGUGAUGGAAGAUGUUGUCGAAACCCCGCCUGUCUUUAGGCGGCCUAUCACUGAGCAGAACAGUCUCUCUAUUUUCGAUCGAAGGAUGUCUUCUCGCAGGCCUCAACCCACACGUAGCACCGUUGCAGCCACAAGCCAGAUCAGGGCUCCUGCCAUCUCGCAGUUAUCCCCGACAGUUAGCGGGGAGGAGAUAGAGAUGAUAGAAGAUGAUGACUUGACUCCUGGUUGGAGUGCAGCUGUCUCUCAGCAAUUCAGGGGACCAGAGUUCUGCGCCUCAAGAUUCAGUCAAGCCCUGCCUACAGGAGCUAGCGUGAUUAAUAUCGAAAGAGUGAAUGAAGAUUCGGAGAUGCUGAACAUCGGUUGCGACCCAAUCACUCCGCCCUCUUUUAUUGAACAUGAAUCGCCUACUGUCAUACCCUCAGCUUCCAUUCCUUCCGUGGCACUCGUGAAAUCACCUUCGAGUGGACUGAAUGAAAAGGAAGAUCUCUCACGUGUCCCUCCCCCGAAAAUUGGCAUGUGCUAUCGAGAAUAUAUAUUCUAUGACUUGGACCAAGAGGAGGCAAGGGAGAAAGCAGAAGAUAACGAUGCAAGUGAAGACGAAAUGGAAGAAAUAGUCACACCCCUACGAGAUGCUGCUCCUCCACCUAUCCAAGUUCCCGACAUGGAGAAACAGACUUGUACUAUGAUGGUCACCUUCUCGCUACUGCGUAUCGCGGAAAUCCCGCCAGAGGCAGGGGUAUUCAAACCUUCAAUAGUAGUAUCUUCGCCACAUCCUUCGAUGUCCAAAGUCGUUAACACGGUCUCCGAUGAAUCAGAAAUCAAUGCUCCUCCACAUAUACCGGGAGGUUCCGACAAUCAAAUAGAAUGGGACACUACUUUGAUGCCGAAAGAAAGUGCCGCUCCUAUUGUCGCAGAGGCAAAGGAACCCGAAACUACAGACGAGCCGAAGGGUGUGAUAACCCAACCAAGCAUCGGGGAGUAUGCUGAUGAACUGGAAGACCUGAAUAUGCUAGCUAGUGUAGCAGCGGAUCAUCAUGAGAGAGAGGCAAGCACUGUGGUACAAACUAAUAUUAGCGAAGACGAGAAAGAAAGGCGGUUCAGCUGGGAGGAAAAGGGAAAAGGAAAAGCUGUCAUUGAUGACGAACCGCUUGACCAUCAAGUCAAUGAUUCUACAGCUGAUGAUCAAACAACUGCUUCUGCAUAUCCUUCAUAUCCUCUCGACAUAUACUAUAACCGCUCAGUUGCGACUUAUCACCCUUCCCCUCCUGUACAUCCUAUAGGAGAAAAUCUGAUAGCUCUUAGCUUUACACCCGAGCAUGUGGAUACGAACGAGGUUGAUCAAGAAAUCAUGUCAGUCAAUGGAAUCUUCCCAAGCGAUCAUGGCGGUGCUUGCCUCUCAUGCUCCAGCUCAGUGGAAAUAGAUCCCAAGAUUCCAGCUCCCUUCACAAUUGAGGAUGCUCAAAAUCCUUGCUACACGAGAUACCCACAGGAUGGAUACUCAGUAUCUCCUGAUGACAAAUUGAACGAUCCUUCCAACCUGCCUAUCUCAUAUGAACUCACCACCGGUAACUUGGGGUCAAUAUCGGUCGAGACUCAAGGGUCGCUACCUUCCUCAUUGACCUUGAAUCCACCUUCGCUCCUGGAUAGUCCACCGCCAGUCCAAGCGCUCGAUGGUGAAAGUGAUUUCAUCCCGAAUGCGAAGUCAAGCAAGCAGCGUGUGGCAGCUUUCAUCGAGUCUGCUGCUUCGAGCAAAUCCAUAUCUUCCAAAAGACCUGUCAAAGCGUCCUCGAAAGCAGCUGAAGCUCCAAAUCGGAAGCUAGAGCGGCUCAUAUCACCUAUCUUAACCCUCGAUCAACUCCAAGAAUUCGACGAAGAGAUCGACCUGACCCCAUAUAGAGGAGUUAGUGAGGACCACAGACCUAUGCCUUCUCCAAGCGCCAUGCCUUUCCAAAAACAACGAUCUCAAAAAGCGACACUUUCAACAUUGGCACCUCUGAUUCUAACGCCCGCUUUCAUGCCUGUGAUGGGACCUACUCGGUCAUCGCAGAUAUCAUUCCCUGCAAGCUCUACAAGGAAUGAAGAUGCGUCGGGAGAUUCGGACGCUUGGAACUAUAAGGUGUCCGGUCAGGCAGCUAGAAGAGAAAAAGAGAAAGCCAAAGAGGAGGAUUUGAAGGGACGAACCGAUCUACCGCUUAUCACCCAAUUGCCCCACUCACUCAUGAGCCAGUCAGUCCCAACGACCGGAAAGGAUCAGGUAGGAACCUUGAUGGUCAGAAAGGUAUCUAAUUUACCAUCCAGAGCGCGUCAAGCAAUACACCUUACUCAACCAUCUGCUGUAGACAACAGUGCUGAAUCAUUCGAAAGUACUGGAAUGGAAUUACCUCCUUACUCAGAGACAGAACUAGAUCUAACAACAUUGACGGCUUUGGCUGAGAUGGCGGUGGGAAAUUUCCAGAUCGUAUCUGAAACUCCAGUGUUUGAUAUAUCUCUAUUCCCAUGUGACGAUGAUCAAGUUCCCGACAUUUUAGUAAAAAACGUUUGGGCAGUUCCAUUAUGUAAUCCUGCACCAUGGCAAGGUGGUGAUCAGCGUUGGUAUAUCGAUCACCAACAAUGGUUAGAUUCAUGGGGAACAUUAGAUCUGGAAGAUGGUGGGAUCUCCAUAAACUAA